Messenger RNA from Impatiens glandulifera, 1993 nucleotides. RefSeq names its product actin-related protein 6. Lineage: Eukaryota; Viridiplantae; Streptophyta; Magnoliopsida; Ericales; Balsaminaceae. Bases 85 to 1362 code for a protein of 425 amino acids. The transcript is spliced from 7 exons. Gene Ontology annotation, molecular function: nucleosome binding. Gene Ontology annotation, cellular component: Swr1 complex. The record is from RefSeq and is a predicted model, not a curated record.
CAGAAACUACAGCUCUACAAUGGCGAAGGCGGGAAAGAUUGCCCGCUUGCGCGAAGAAGACGACUCAUAGAGAGAGAAAGAGAGAUGUCGAGCGUACUAGUUCUUGACAAUGGCGCUGGCCUGAUUAAGGCCGGUAUUGGUGGCGAACAAGAUCCAAUAGCAGUAGUCCCAAACUGUCUCGGUAAGCCGCCUUCCUCAAAAAAAUGGCUAAUAGCCAAUCAACUCCAAUCAUCAACAGAAGACCUAACCUCAACCGCAAUCAGACGUCCUUUCGAUCGAGGUUAUCUAAUCAAUCCUGAUCUACAACGUGAAGUUUGGUCUCAUCUCUUUUCAUCCGUUCUCAACAUUACUCCUUCACUAUCCUCCCUCCUCUUAGUUGAACCUCUCUUCAAUCUACCUUCAAUUCAACGCUCUCUCGAUGAGAUUAUCUUCGAGGAUUUCGGUUUCAGAUCUCUCUUCGUUGCCGAUUCUCCAUCUCUCGUACACCUUUACGAAUCCAAUCGUCAGCCUAAUAGUCUCAUUUCUAGGGCACAGACUAGUCUUAUCGUUGAUUGCGGUUUCUCCUUUACUCAUGCCGCGCCUGUUUUUCAGAACUUUACUGUUAAUUACGGUGUUAAACGGCUUGAUUUAGGAGGAAAAGCACUAACGAAUUACUUGAAGGAACUUGUUUCGUAUCGAUCUAUUAAUGUUAUGGAUGAGACGUUUAUUAUGGAUGAUGUUAAAGAGAAGACGUGUUUUGUAUCGCUUGAUGUCGCUCGUGAUUUGCAGUUCGCAAGGAGAAUUGGAAGGGAUAAUAUAUUUAAGUGUACUUAUGUUCUUCCUGAUGGUGUGAAUCACACUAAGGGUUUUCUGAAAGAUAUAGAUCAAGCUAAGAGAUAUACUUCACUAGAAGAAGAAUCUUGUAUGCAAAUUGAUGAUUUGACUGUAGGAAAUCAAGAAAGCAGAAAAAGAGUUGAUCCAUCACAAACUGAGUUUACCUUGACAAACGAGCGUUUUCUUGUACCCGAGAUGAUAUUUCGUCCAGCUGAUUUAGGAAUGAACCAGGCUGGGCUUGCGGAUUGCAUUGUUCGAGCUGUUAAUUCAUGCCAUCGAUAUCUUCAUCCAGUACUCUAUGAGAGCAUUGUUUUGACUGGUGGUAGCUCGUUAUUUCCCCGGUUUGCUGAAAGAUUAGAACAGGAGCUUCGGCCACUUAUCCCCGAUAAGUAUCAAGUGAAGAUAACAACUCAAGAAGAUCCUAUAUUGGGAGCAUGGAGAGGAGGUUCACUAUUAGCAUCUAGUUCUGAUUUCGAAAGAAUGUGUGUGACCAAAGCCGAAUACGAGGAAAUGGGAUCGGCUCGCUGCCGUAGACGAUUCUUUCACUAACAAAAGCAAAAUCCUGAAGAUAUAGAGAAGAUAGCAGUUAGUUGUAUUUAGGAAUAUCUUUUUCAUAGUUUAGUUUGUGGUAGUAAGAGUCGGCUCCUGCUGGGAACCAAAAUAUUUAUUUAGAAGCUGGAGAUGGUGCUAGUCGGAAAAAGGCUGUGAGUCCAUGCAGAGAUGAAUCAAUUUCCUUUGGUACUGGCCGUAGUAUUCCCCAACAGCAAUAACUUCAUCGUUGUUGGGAUCCAGGCCAGGCAAGACAAACAAUUUUCCUUUUGUGGUGUUUGCUUCUUCCAUGAAGUCUAAGCUGGCAAUAAAAUCUGCAUAGAUUUCGUGGCAAGCAAGCAUGAACAUUGCUGCUGUAUCCGGUUGCUGAGCAUCCCUAAGUGCCAUUAAUGCGUCUUGCAAUGAACCCGCUGCUACAUACAAUAUCAAUGCCCUGCAUUCUCAAAAUUGGUAUUUAUUUUAUGGGCCAUUUCUUUCUUUUUUUAAUGCUUUUUAAGUUAUUAUUAUAUACAUCAUACAUACAUACCUCCAUAUGUUAUGUUCAGCGUGUAGGACAUGACCUGCCCAUCUAUGCAACACCCUGACCAAUAUAACAUAAUAACACAAACAAGUUAGAUUUUCAUGAAACUAA